Messenger RNA from Scaptodrosophila lebanonensis, 1821 nucleotides. Its product is annotated as DNA topoisomerase 1-like. Gene Ontology annotation, biological process: DNA replication; chromosome segregation; DNA topological change. Gene Ontology annotation, cellular component: nucleolus; chromosome. The transcript has a single exon. Gene Ontology annotation, molecular function: DNA topoisomerase type I (single strand cut, ATP-independent) activity; DNA binding. Lineage: Eukaryota; Metazoa; Arthropoda; Insecta; Diptera; Drosophilidae. The record is from RefSeq and is a predicted model, not a curated record. The coding region runs from base 1 to 1821 and encodes 606 amino acids.
AUGGCACUAUCCCCCUAUAAGUUUGUGCCCAUCCAAUAUCGUCGUGGAAAUCUAGACAUUCUGUCGAAUUGGCGUGGGUUAAUGAAACGAAAAAGCUUAAGGAAAAUAUUAGCAUUGGACUUGCCGAGUCACCGGUCGUCCAUGCUGAGCGAUUGGCAUCGGGAAUUGGGAAUUACGGGCUUUGAUGACAAUAUCAAGUGGCGGACGCUGAAACAUAAUGGACCUGUGUUUCCACCACCCUAUAGAAGACUUCCCCCGAAUGUACAUUUCUAUUAUGACUCACAGCCUUUCAGAUUGUCCGAGGCAGCGGAGGAGGCAGCAACCUUCUAUGCCAAGAUAUUGAACACGGAUUUUGUGAAUAAGCCGACCUUUCGAAUUAAUUUCUUUCAUGACUUCUGCAAUGUUCUGGAUCCCUGCGAGCGUCGCACGAUUCAGGAGUUCUCGCUCUGCGAUUUCAGUCACAUUCACAAAUAUUUUGUGGAAAUGGCUGAGAAGAAGCGACGAGCCAGCAACACAAAGAAGGCGCAGCUCAAAGCCAUUAGACACGCUGAGGCCGAAAAGUUCGGCUUUUGUGAGAUCGAUGGAUUCCGGGAGCGCAUCUCUAAUUAUCGGAUCGAGCCACCUGGGAUCUUUCGAGGUCGCGGCAUGCACCCAAAAAUGGGUAUGUUGAAAGCACGCAUCGAUCCAGAGGAAGUGGCCAUCAACUGUAGUCCGGGCGCUGAGCCAGCUCCACCAUGUGGCCACCAGUGGAAGGCGAUUAAGCACGACAAUAGUGUCAGUUGGCUGGCUUGCUGGAAGGAUCGUCUACACGGGCAAACCAAGUAUAUUAUUCUCAAUUCGGGUGCACGCCAACAGGGCAUUAGAGACUUAAACAAAUUCGAAACAGCACGUCGUCUAAGUCACCAUAUUGCAAAGAUUCGAGAAGCGUAUCGCACAGACUGGAACUCUUCGGACCUAAUGGAGCGACAGAGAGGCGUAGCCAUGUACUUUAUCGAUGUGCUGGCGCUGCGAGCGGGAAACGAGAAAGACGGUUAUACAGCAGACACAGUGGGAUGUUGCACACUUCGUGUGGAGCAUAUGCAUCUUUACGAUAUCCUUGAAUCGGUGCCGCACGUCGUCAUCUUUAACUUUUUGGGCAAGGACUCCAUACGGUUCUGCAAAAAAAUCGCCCUUGAUAUGAAUGUCUAUCACAAUCUGAAAAACUUCAUAUUGCAUAAGGCACUGAAUGAUUUGGUUUUUCAUUUGCUCUCCACACAGAAACUGAAUGAACACCUCAAGACACUGAUGGAUGGUUUGACAGCCAAGGUCUUUCGCACCUACAACGCGUCCGUCCUCCUCCAAUGUCGCCUAGACAGACUCACAUUGCCAGAGUUGAGUGUGGAUCAAAAAAUUGAUGCAUACAACAAGGCCAAUGCCGAGGCAGCUCUAUUAUGCAACCACCAGCGUCUGGUGCCGAAGUCCUGCAUCAAUAAGCUGGGCAAAUGGGAAAAGCAGAUUAUCAGAAAACGUACCGAAAUCGCUCGUCAGGAGUGUCUUUGCUACACCUCAGAAGCGGACGGGCGUCCAACACCCACAAAAGCGGAUAUUCGAAGUUUGACCCGUCUCAGGCGACAGCUCUGUGAAUUGGAGGAGAAACGCGACGACACGAUGAAGAACAGCAACAUUGCAUUAAUUACCUCGAAGGUGAACUAUUUGGACCCUCGCAUCACGGUGGCUUGGUGCAAGAAACACUCUAUUCCCAUUGAUAAAAUAUUUAAUGCCUCAUUACAGAACAAGUUUAAAUGGGCAAUACGCGCUACCGAUCAGAACUUUCGUUUCUAA